AUGCGAGUUGCUUUACUCCGUUUUCCCUGCGUUCUCCAUUCUGUUGUUAGCUCGAUACUCCCGGCACCUCUAGACCUCUACGAUUGCGAGGAGAGCUUGUUGGGCACCCACAGCGAACCCUCGAUAGAUGUAGAGCAGCAGAAGGAAGCCGUGUGCUUUGGGCUGUAUGAAUGUACGACAGUGUAUGGUGGUAUGUGCUACCAUCCAGCUGCAUCCCUAGGCUCGCCAUUGCUUUGCCGGGACGCCCCCUCCACGAUUGAUUACACUAGAACACCAUCCGAAGGCACAGUCGACGAGUCCCCAGCCGAUGCUCUCCCUGUCGGUGAGUACUGCGGAGGUUCCACCGAACUCCCCCCGGAUGCUGAAGUGGUCAUCAAUGUCCGCCAAUCAGCGGUUUUUGACAUUAUCAUACCGCGGUACUUCUCUAUAACAGGCAUACGUCUAUACGACAUCGACAGCAGUUACCCCUAUGGCAACAUGGUAUUCGACCUCUCCCACCAUCGUAUUCAGUCAAUGUUUGGGGAGAUCCUACAGAAGAAUCCUGGUUACGUCUAUUUCAUCUACGACCCGGUUUUGGAAGUGAUUCAGGCUCAACUCGGACAUCUACCUCUACACACUUCUCGUCACCUCUGCUUUUGA
Molecule: messenger RNA, 639 nt
Organism: Perkinsus marinus ATCC 50983
Lineage: Eukaryota; Perkinsozoa; Perkinsida; Perkinsidae
Exons: 6
Coding region: 1-639 (212 amino acids)
Source: RefSeq, a predicted model, not a curated record